Messenger RNA from Pleurotus ostreatus (oyster mushroom), 1824 nucleotides. RefSeq lists its product as uncharacterized. Gene Ontology annotation, molecular function: zinc ion binding; nucleic acid binding. The record is from RefSeq and is a predicted model, not a curated record. NCBI's taxonomy places the organism in Eukaryota, Fungi, Basidiomycota, Agaricomycetes, Agaricales, Pleurotaceae. The transcript has a single exon. Bases 1 to 1824 code for a protein of 607 amino acids.
AUGAGAAUUCGAGAGAACGAAACGGGGACACAACUGUCUACAGAGCAGAUAAACGAUCUGGUGCGAGCCAUAUUGGCCGACCGGGCCACACGCGACAAACACAAUGGCAACGGUGCCAACCUAGCUGGGCAGCCAGCAGACGUGGACAACGUCCACGAACCCAGAGACCCAGUACACCCUAGCUGGGAUACACGUGUGGCUCUACAGCGAUGGCGAAAUGACGCCAUAAACAAUCACGAAUACACCGAGAUCCCUGACCAAGGGAUAAUAUUCGAUGAUAAGGGCAUGCCCAUGGAGCGGCCCGCUCAUCAGACUAACGGCGUAACCAAUGAGAGAGUGGCGACGGCCGCCCCGGCACGCCCCAAGCGCGUAAAAACCGCAGUAACAGUGCUGUCUGACCGUAACCCAGGCCACACGGCCCCUGGUCAUGGGGGAGACCCAGCCACUAAUUGUUGCUCAUCGCGAUACAACAUUUCGGCAACCCAGCCGUAUGCAGAGCUGCCCCCAGUGGGUUGGAGAGCUAGAUCGAGAAAUCGAUCCUUGUCGAGCCUAGGUGACGACAACGGCGACGGGGAACCCCAUCGCAGAGAAACCGCCCGCCUGCGUAUGGGCGAACUCAAUGAUGUGGAUGUCAAUCGGAGGCACCGGUCACGACUCACAUCAGAAGACCUGGAUGUGGGAAGGCAUGAACUGCCUGGACAAUCAUCGUCCUAUCAACGUGCCAUCGAACACCGAUAUCUGACGUUAAUAAAUGAUCAAUUAGGAGAGCAGUUGGUGCUACCCAACGGGCUGAAGCCACCAUCGGGUAUUCCGAAACCCGACAAGUAUUCGGGAGAUGCAGACGUUGAGAUAUUCAACAAUUGGCUGCAAUCGCUGCUGAGGUGGCUCCGCCUCCAACUAUAUGGAGGCGCUGAAAGGGACAGUGAAUGUGUAGCCAUGGUCGGCCUAUUCGUCGACGGAAAAGCGGCAACAUGGUACAACGACGAGGUCGAUGGAAUGUACCGACGCCACCGUUCGUGGAUGUUCACGAGAGUCAUACUAGACAUGUACGACCGGUUUGUACAGCCCACUGCGAUGCAAGAUGCCACUGAGCAAUUCUACGCCGUUGAAUACACGGGCAGCGGAGGCGUGAGGGGCUUCUACGACGAGCUCGACCGUAAGGCCGCGCGUAUGAUUCAUUCGGUGGAUGCCUAUACAUUCAGGCGACAGUUCUUAAUGGGACUGCCCUCGUACAUCAGGAAUGUGAUAAUCAACCGUGGAUAUACGGCGGAACGACACCGCCUGAAAGAGAUAUACCGCGUUGCCAUCCAAGUGGAGGAAGGACGGAUAAUUACUAAACAUUACGCGGCUGCUAGCUUGAAACGAGCAGCAAACACCAACGCGAAUGGCGAAAGGCCGCCAUCGGGGAACCGUAGGUUCGCCAGGCACCCGCACCACAAUGGCAACGAGGGCAAAUCAAGCCCGCAUGUUCCGCGUAGAGGGGAACCAAAUACUACUGCAAGGUUGACGCCGCCCAUCAAUAACGCUCGCAAUGAACGGAAGGACGAGCGGCCUGGGAAAGGACCCAUAAUUAAUCGUGCCACACGGCCCAACGCGCCUAGGCAGACACAAUCAGGGCCAUCCCAGGCGCGAUGCUACGCGUGUGGCAACUUGGGACACUUUGCGAGUGACCCAGCAUGCCCGAAACGGGAGCAGCCGAAAAUGUUUGCUGCACGAGACGUGAACGAUCAUGAUGACGGACGAUCGGCGGUGUCUAUGGCACAGGACCAGCGGUCAGUAGCGGAAGCUGGAGGCAUGACCAGCGCCAACGUCGACGGUGAUUGA